Molecule: messenger RNA, 1449 nt
Organism: Penicillium samsonianum
Lineage: Eukaryota; Fungi; Ascomycota; Eurotiomycetes; Eurotiales; Aspergillaceae
Product: WW domain-containing protein
Exons: 4
Coding region: 1-1449 (482 amino acids)
Molecular function (GO): protein binding
Source: RefSeq, a predicted model, not a curated record
AUGGCGCCCGAGGCCCCUGCGGACACCGCAGGUCCAUCCUCCCCACCACCACAACUUCCAGAAGGCUGGCUCCCUCAAUGGGAAGGUGUCGGACGUAAAUGGUAUUACGUACAGCGGACGACCGGAAAGUCGCAAUGGGAGAUUCCGACCGAACCGAUCGUCCUGACCCCGUCAACAACACCGAUACCAAGCGGGGCAGGGCCAUCGCAGGAGCCAAAAUCGCAUCCGACAAGCACCAGCACUCGAGAGUUGCAGUCCGUGGAGACAAUGGCAGGGGGGACGUACUCUGCGGCGGACAGUGCGAGAAUUUCCAACUCCCUUGACUCCCAGAUAUAUGGGCAGUCAGACAAUCCAACUUAUGGGUCUUCCGGGGUACCGGGUUGGUAUUCGAAUCAAACGGGUCAACACUUGCCCGGCGGAUAUGAGCAGCAGAUGGCUGCAAACGCAGCCGGAUAUGGCCCGAAUACGUUGCAGCAGGGCGCUGUUGGGCAGACGAAUGGUGUUCAGCCGGUAUUUUAUGCGAGCCAGACACAUCCAGGUUAUCAAAUCACUGGUCCAAACCACAUGGGCCCAAGUAUCUCCUCGUCAACGUGGGGUAAUAACCCAGGUACUUAUCAGGGACACCCAAGCAGCUAUAACAUGGCACAACAUGCACAAUCCUUCCAAGGAUUUUCUGCUGAUCCUGCUGGAUUGCAUAGCCACCAGCCACCAGCAUCGUGGACAAUAACAAGCAAUCCACAGGGGCAAAUGGCAAGGUCAAUGGAUGGAGCUUCCAAUUCCCAGCCACAGUGGCAAUUGGAAUCGCAACAAGGCCAUUUGAAUGCCUCUGGUGAGGGUGCCUCGAUGAACUUACACCCAUCAACCAUGUCUGAGCCGUUCUUUGGGUCUUACUCAUCCAACCAGCAUGCGGAACCGUCUUCGGGAGAAUCCGCUCGCCGUGUCUCGAAUCCUUCUCUUGUCCGGGAAGGGCAGCCCUACCAAACUUCCGCCGAGAGCUUCUCCCACCAUUCACCGCACUCCAUGAUUGACCAAGGUAGAUUCGGACAAGGUCAGCCGGACCCACGUUCUCAUUCGCAACAUACUCCCACGGACCCUGCUUUGCAGGGAUUCUCACCGCUGCAACAUGUACAGAGUCAAUAUCAACAGCAGCACAUGAUACGAAAACAGUCAGUAUCACACCAAGCCAACCUUGCUCAAGGCCAUCAACAAUACCACAACCCAAUGGCGCAAGUCAAUGUCAACCAGUAUGUUUCGCAACAUCAAUUUGGUCCUAGCGGUGGGCCGACGGGUUUCUCUGAAACAGCACACGUUCACCAAGUUCCUUACCACCAGUCGGGUCAUUAUCCCGAGCAUCUCGAACAUUCACAAGGGGAGACACGAAGAGGUUCAGAGUCACACUUUGUUAGUGGGCCGUGGACCUCGACACCGCCUUCUGCUGGACAGUUGUAG